CGAGUUGGCAACACUGGUGUCUAUGCCACUCACUCAUGGUGUGAUGUGAUAAUGAACGUUGUGCGUAUUUUUCGUUUAUAUUAAUAAAUCGUGAUCGUCGAAGACAAAGUUUAAGUGUAACAAGUUCAGUGCAGUUCUAGGUUUUAAUGUCGUGAUAGUGAAAAUGCAGUUCUAUAAGGAGAGGAUUUUAAAUGCCGCACAAUUAAAAAAACUCAGUGAACACAAAUAUUCGUGUACGAGUAGCAGUAUUUUGGAUGCAUGGCUCCAGCCCUGGUGGUGCUGGCUGGUGUCGAAGACUCCGCUAUGGCUGGCGCCGAAUCUCAUUACAAUAUUAGGAUUAAUAGUUAAUAUCGUCACUACACUCAUAUUAAUCUGGUACAGCCCAGACGCGCGCACAGACCCGCCCCGGUGGGCGUGCCUGCUGUGCGCGCUCGGCGUGUUCGUGUACCAGAGCCUGGACGCCAUCGACGGCAAGCAGGCGCGGCGCACGGGCAGCCAGUCGCCGCUGGGCGAGCUGUUCGACCACGGCUGCGACUCUAUCUCCACGGUGUUUAUCGCGCUCGGCGCCUGCACCGCUGUCAACUUAGGAGAAUACCCCACGUGGAUGUUCUUCCAGUGCUUCUGCGCCAUGACUUUGUUCUACUGUGCGCACUGGCAAGCGUACGUGACAGGCACGCUGCGCAUGGGCCGCGUGGACGUCACGGAGGCGCAGUACUCCAUCAUCGCCAUCCACCUCGUGUCCGCCACGCUCGGCGCCCGCUUCUGGGCCACGCAGAUCCCGUACACAUCGGUGCCGUGUGCGCUGAUAGUCACCAGCGCGUGUUUCUUGGCGCAGCUCAACUUUGUGCUGGGUUUCGGAGCCACCUUCCGUGUGAGGGGCGCGGGGAAAAAUGGAUCCACCGUCGCAGGCACGAGCAUCCUGUCGCCCGUGAUCCCGUUCUCGCUGGUGGUGGUGCCGGCCUUCAUCAUCUUCCAGAAGUCGGAGUCGCACGUCUACGAAAACCAUCCCGCACUCUACAUACUUGCCUUUGGGAUGGUGGCUGCCAAGGUCACUAAUAGAUUGGUGGUGGCACACAUGACGAAGAGCGAGAUGGACUUAUACGAUUGGUCACUGCUAGGCCCGGGCAUGCUGUUCCUUAACCAGUACUUCAACAACGCCAUACCCGAGUAUUACGUGUUAUGGCUUUGCACGAUAUGGGUGUGCGUGGACCUCGUCCGCUACUGCGGGCAGGUCUGCAUGGAGAUCUGCGCGCACCUGAAGAUCGCGCUGUUCCGCAUCCCGUGCCCGGCCGCGCCCGCGCCCGCCGCCGCGCCCGGCCCCGCCGCCGCGCCCGCCAACGGUACGGCCCGCCGCGUGUCCGCGCUGACGAGUGACAGUGAAAAAUCGGAAUCGGAGGAUUCGGCGCCGCUUUUAAACAACAACUCUAUUAGCUAAAACUCCCUUCAGGCAACGAUAAAAUAUUUGUAUUGAUAUAAGUCGCUAAGCAUGAUUCUAAUUUAACAUUUUGUCAUCGUUUUUAUCUUGUUAUGAUACGACCUUGACAUAGCUCGCAGUGUAACUCACGCGCACCAAUAAGUGCGAGCGGAAAACCUAAUGACACGACUCCAUACCGCGCGUGCGGAGUCCAAUCAGAGAUAGCGACAGCUGUAUCGAAACAAGACUAAAACCGUAACAAAUUGUUAAAUCAGCGGCAGUGACAGGGAUGUCACUGUGAAAAUGAUUUCUUCGAAGGUUGUUAUGGUUUCUAUACUAGGUUGAUUUUACGACUCUAUUUUGUGAGAAUAAAAGUUAACGAAGUUGGUGUCUGUUGCUUAGAAUUAAAAGUAAGUUUGACAUUUCGGUGAUUUACUAAUAAAAUGGUUUAGAACUACAAUGUGAUGAUGAUUGGUCUCGGAUACACCAUUGUACCUAUUACAUCCAUUUAUAUAGGUCAAUCAAACAAUUUAUUCCGCUUGCCCUCAGUUACCUGUUAUAUGCUCUUAGAUAUAUUUUGAAUAAGUAGAAACACAUCUGCGAGGGAAGUUCAGAUAUCUGCAUCUCAUCUACCUAUUCGUUAGGCUUCUUUUUAAAUAUAAACACUUUAACUGGUUUAUUUCCACUAGUGCUACUGAUAAUUAUAUUAAUGCUGGUGCGUUCUGUAAAAAUACAGUUUAAACUUCAGAAUCUCAGUUUAGCGUAACCGGGAUAAUUGCGUCCAUGGAGAAGACAUUCUGCUGUCUAAGACCGGUAACACCAGUAUAGCGUACCUACUUUCGACUACGAAAUGAGACAAGUAUGUCUAACUCUAGAGCCCGUCUAAUCUAACUCUGCACAAAUUGUAAAGUGUAUGCCACAAUAAAAGUCAUAGGUACUUUGUUUACAGAGAGAGCGCAUUUACCCUAUGUCCGAUUUUAUCCCAGUUGAAGUAGUUACUGGAAAAAGCUCCCAUUAUUUCUACAGUGUUUGAUACAGUAAAUAUAUAUAUAUAUAUACCGUUAAGAUCUGAUAGUGCAACCAUUGGAAAAACUCUUUAAUCUGAAUUCUUGAUACUUGUCAGUAAAAGUCGUGGUGUUUCCACAUUGAAAAGACUAUUUGGAGAUGAAAUUUCAGUGAAAGCCGAUCGUGAUAUUGGGAGAUUAAUAGAUACACAAUAAAUGCUUAUUAUUAUUAUUUUCAAAACGGCACUUUCCUACUCUAUAAUGUAGUUUUUUAUCUCCAAAAUGCAUUGACGAAAAAUUGCUUGAUGAUAAUGUUGUUAACCUAAUAAAUAGUUAAGAGAACCAAAUAAAUACUCUUAAAUUAU
Molecule: messenger RNA, 2783 nt
Organism: Cydia pomonella (codling moth)
Lineage: Eukaryota; Metazoa; Arthropoda; Insecta; Lepidoptera; Tortricidae
Gene: bbc
Product: cholinephosphotransferase 1
Exons: 8
Coding region: 164-1435 (423 amino acids)
Biological process (GO): phosphatidylethanolamine biosynthetic process
Cellular component (GO): endoplasmic reticulum membrane; Golgi apparatus
Molecular function (GO): ethanolaminephosphotransferase activity; diacylglycerol cholinephosphotransferase activity
Source: RefSeq, a predicted model, not a curated record